This is a messenger RNA of Trypanosoma conorhini, 3441 nucleotides long. Its product is annotated as permease-like protein. The record is from RefSeq and is a predicted model, not a curated record. Lineage: Eukaryota; Euglenozoa; Kinetoplastea; Trypanosomatida; Trypanosomatidae. Bases 1 to 3441 code for a protein of 1146 amino acids. The transcript has a single exon. Gene Ontology annotation, cellular component: membrane.
AUGACGGAGGUGCCGCGUACGCCCCUUCGUGGCUCGACGAACUCGUCGGAGAAUUCUCACUCCGGGUCACGGCUGGUGGGCCGCCACGAGAACAGGCCUUUUUACUUUCGCAGCUCCCCGUCGGAGCCAUUCUCCACCCAUGCCUCGCGAGAAAAGUCGGAGUCGUCUAUCCUCAGCGCCUCCCUGCUGCUUAGCGCCAUUCGGCUGGGCCUUCGCUACACGGUUUCUGACGUCAUGCGCCGCCCACGCAACUGCAUAAUUGGUGUCGUGGCCGUCCUUCUUCUUACCUUCUUCACCGGCAUUGUUCUGCUGUGCAUCUGGAAGGUGCCGUACAUUCUGCUGCGACUCGCGGAGUUAAGUGUGGGGGAGGUGGACAUGGUCGUUAUGGGUGGCAGCUUCGACAGCCCGUUCAUCAACUACACCGAGAUGAGGCCACGCCUGGAGAGUUCUCCCCAGGUACGCGGCGUCGCCCCGCGCUGGUUCCUUCGCGCAGUCGCCAGUAAGCAGCAACCGGGAUUUGGCCCGCGGACUGUCCGCGAUGUCCUUCCCACGGAAACGGCGCGCGCGAAUGUUCUCAUCAUUGACAGUGAACAGGAGCGGGCCAUCGGUAUUGGACGGUCGUGGAAGCACCGCGACACGGGAUACGCGGAGGCGCAUGUAUUUUACUCCCUUUUGGAAUAUUUGCAGCUUCGUCCAAACCUCGGGGAGCGUAUGAGCAUUCAGGUCUCCCCCCAAUUUCUGCUGCAGGGUCCCUACGCCGGAAACAAGUCCUCGCUGUUUCGUGUCUACAGACCCAAAAAGGUCAAGGACGUGACUUCCUUUUUGCUGCUUCAAUUUUUUAUUAUGAACGGCAUCACAGAGGACUACUUCAGUCUUUUAGAUGUCUUGAACCUGGAAUUUGCCGUGAGCGUCGUGGAUAGCGUCGAGAGUGCAAGUGGAAAGUAUCCAUCGCUUUUUGGCAACGUUGUGGUGAUGGACUACAAGCUGCUUCUGCCCGCCUUUGCCGAGCAGAGGUGCGUGCUUGGGUCGCAGGUCUUCUCGCCCGCCACGGGGUUGACGCUGCCGUCGCUGACCGACCUCCUUGGCGUUCCCGAGAUGUUUGCUCAGUUUAAUCUCCUGGAAAUGGUGCCUGUCCUCGUGGUCGCAAUGAAGGAUCGGCGCAGCAUGUAUUACCUCCCCGAGAAUAGCCGCACGCGGGAGAUGGUGGAGCGCAGCAACGCCAUCAUGCUUCACGGGGUGGGGCUGGACUUCAGCGGCUCCGUGCAGUUUCCCGUGGCCAACAUCCUGGACACCUUUGAGAUGCUCAAGGUCAUGCUUCUCUCCUCGCUCACCUGUGUGGUGGUCGGCAACGUCGCGCUCUGUGCCAUCUUGUUUUACGCCCUCCUCAACACAAACGCGGACGAGCGUCAGUUUGAGCUUGCCAUGAUACGUGCCCAAGGCAUGAACAAGCGGCAACUCUUCGCGCUCCUCAUGACACAGUCGCUUGUCUUCAUUAUCCCCGGUGUGUCCCUCGGGACAGCUCUCCUGGUGGGGGUCAACGCGCUUCUGGAGAAGAUGCUCUCGCGAUUCACGGCUGCGGCUCCGCGCACGAUAUUCGUCCCAUUGAUUCCCAUCUUGUUGGCAGUGGCACUGGGCUUUUUUCUGCCGCUGCUGACAAGUUGUUUCCCGCUUUCACGUGCGCUUGGAGACAGCCUACGCGAUGCGCUUGACGUUCACCGUCAGUUGCAGAAUGAGACGCGGGUGGUGAUGGUCCGGUUGGAGAAACUGGGGAUUACCACCUGGCAGGUGGUCCUCGGUGUCUUUCUCGUUGUCGCAGGGUUUAUUGUCUACUACCUGAUUCCCUUUAGCUUCGUCUUUGGCAACAUGAUGCUGCUCUUCCUGCUGCUGGACUUCGUACUUCUCACGAUGGUGGUGGGGAUUUGCCUCGCCAUGUACGUGGUGGAGCCGUACGUGGAGCAAGGUCUGCUCUGGCUGAUGGUCUGGGGCGGGGAGAAGCGGCUACUGACAAUUGUAAAGAAGAACCUGUACGAUCACCGGCCCCGCAACGCAAAGGCCUUCAUGAUGGUGCUGGUCAGUGUGGCGACGCUCAUCUCCUCCGGUGUGAUGUUUGUGCUGCUCUCCACCGCCUCCGACGACAUGACGCACAUCGUUAACGGCGCCGACAUCACCAUCACCUCGUCGGCGUUUAGUGUGCCUCUCGACGAGCGCGAGCUAAGCGCCUUUCUGGAGCGGCGGCGUGGGGUGUACGUGGAGGAGUGGGCGUACCACAGCUUUCCGCUCCACGAAUACCCGCAAGUGGUGCACCCCUCACGACUAUCGACGGUCAUUGGCAACGGCUACGACAUGCACAUCGUGGCGGUGUCGGAGCGGUUUCUUAGCACCGUCUUUCCAGAGUACAUCAUGGAGGCGGCGCGGGAUGCGCGGUACAAGUACCGGCGGACGCUGGACGGCAAGUACGACCUGGUGCGCAGCAUGUACGAGCACCCGCCUCGGCCCUCCUCCUCGGCCUCCCAAGUCGUUGCGACGGGGAUGCCGUGGGGGUCGACGAUGCCAAACACCUCGGCGAAGAAGGCGUAUAUUGUUCCCGCCCUGCUGGCGUCGUCCAUCCGCGACGAGGUGGGGACCGAGGUGGGGAGCGCCAUGAUACUGGAGUACAAGUACAACGUUGCGGACCUGCUCGUGACGACCAGCUUUGCGGUCGAGCCACGCGGUCUCAUGAAGCGUGUGCCGGGGUUUCCCGACAUCGCGUCGCUCCCCGCCACGCUUCCCAACAGCGAGGUGCUGAUCCCGCAGACGUACUUUACGACGCUGGUGAGUCCCUGGACCAUUGACUACAGCGGGAAGGCCAACAUCACGCUGUCGCCAGGCGCCGUCACGGAGCUGAGGCAGAAGAAACUCUUUGUGCGCUUGCGCAAAGGCAUCAGUGCGGCAGAACGUAUUGCCUUUGUGAACGAGAUUCAGGCACGCUUGAACUUGAUGUAUCACUCGGCCAGCGACACGCAGGCGUUGACGGAGCAGUUGCGGGUCAUCCGCGAGUUCAUCAUGGCUUUCUUCUACUUCACCUCCGUGAUAUGCAUCUCCCUCUGCGCGCUAAUGGUGUGGAUAACUUUUGUGGCAAACGUGCGCCUAAACGCACGAACGUUUGUGCUGCUAGAGGCUGUGGGGUGCCGUAAGUGGGAACUUGCCCGCGCCAUCCUCUACGAGGCCCUCAGCAUCGUCCUUUCCGCCUUUCUGAUCGGCUUAAUUGUGGGUGUGCUCGUGGGCGUGGCGCUGGGACUUCAGCUAGUGGAGCUCAUGGUGCUGCCCUUCCGCUUCAGUUUACCCUACGCGUUGGGCGGUGUGGUUUUUGGCCUCAGCGUCGUCGCCGCAGUGAUUGGCUCCAUGCUGCCCUUCAGUGCAAUUGCCAGGAAGCGCAUCAGUGCGGUGCUAAAGACCGUGUGA